This is a messenger RNA of Pelodiscus sinensis (Chinese soft-shelled turtle), 1917 nucleotides long. The record is from RefSeq and is a predicted model, not a curated record. Lineage: Eukaryota; Metazoa; Chordata; Testudines; Trionychidae.
AUGGCUGGGGAUAACCGCACCACAGAGGUCACCGAAUUCAUUUUUGUGGGAUUAACAGAAAACCCAACACUUCAGAGCAUCCUCUUCACGUUCUUUCUAGCUGUUUAUAGCACCACGUUAGUGGGGAAUCUCAGCAUGAUCGUGUUGAUUAGCACCGAACCACGGCUUCGCACCCCCAUGUACUAUUUCCUCGGUAAUUUGUCUUUCCUGGACAUCUGUUAUUCCUCUGUCACUGCACCUAAGACACUCGUGGGGUUCCUAGAGAAGAGAAAAUCCAUUUCUCUGGCUGGCUGUGCAUCACAAUUAUAUCUUUUUUUAGCCCUGGGCACUACAGAAUGUUUCCUCCUGGCCGUGAUGGCCUAUGACCGGUAUGUGGCCAUCUGUAAUCCACUGCUCUACAUGAUCAUCAUGUCCCCUCGAGUCUGUGUCUCACUAGUAGCCGGGUCGUACGUAAUUGGCUUGUUGCAUUCUAUGGUCCACACGGGUUUCACAUUCAAUUUGUCCUUCUGUGGGUCUAAGGAGAUAAAUCAUUUUUUCUGUAGUAUUACAUCGUUGUUAUCGCUUUCAUGCUCCGAUACCCAUCUAAAUGAACUCCUGAUAUUUAACCUUGCCGGACUAAUUGAAAUCAUAACUAUUCUGUCCGUCUUGGUGUCUUAUAGUUAUAUCCUCAGCACCAUCUUCAGGAUCCGCUCCACACACAGGAGGUGGAAAACCUUCAGCACCUGCACCUCCCACCUGACGGCUGUCACCAUAUUCCAUGGGACAAUUCUCUCCUUGCAUUUCCGGCCCACAUCCAGCUAUUCCUUGGACCAAGAAAAAAUGGUCUCCGUGUUCUAUACGGUGGUGAUCCCCAUGCUAAACCCCCUCAUCUAUAGCCUCAGAAACCAAGAUGUCAAGGAUGCCCUGAAAGACUUAAUGAAGAAAAAAUUGUUUGCCAAUAAAUUGUUGAGCAUGAAAUAAAUGGCAGAGAAGAAUCACACCCCCAUCACGGAGUUCAUCCUCUCGGGAUUAACAGACCAGCCUGAGUUGCAGGUCCCCCUCUUUGUGAUAUUUCUAGCUAUGUACGUUAUGACUGUGUCUGGGAAUCUCAGUAUAUUGCUUUUAAUCAGUCUCGAUUCCCACCUCCACACACCUAUGUAUUUUUUCCUGGCCAGCCUGUCCUUCUUAGACAUCUGUUACUCUCCAGUCAUUUCCCCCAAGAUGCUGCAGGACUUCCUGUCGGAGACAAAGACCAUUUCUUACAACGGUUGUGCAGCACAAAUGUUUUUCUUUGGCGCCUUGGCGACCACCGAGUGCUUCCUGCUGGCAGUGAUGGCGUACGAUCGCUACGUGGCCAUCUGUAAGCCACUGCACUAUCGGGUGGUCAUGUCCUGUAGAGUCUGCAUGCUGCUGGUUUCCACUUCCUACGUGGGAGGCUUUGCUCAUUCCGCGGUACACACGGGUUUUGCUUUCACCCUGUCUUUCUGUGGCCCCAAUAAGAUCAACCACUUCUUCUGUGACAUCCCUCCGGUGAUAAAGCUCUCCUGCUCUGAUACCCAUCUCAAUGAGAUGGUGAUGUUCAUAGCCACCUUAUUCAUUUCUGGGUGCUCCAGUCUCACCAUUCUUGUCUCCUAUUCCUGUAUCCUGGUCACGAUCCUGCGCAUCCCCUCUGCCCAGGGCAGACGCAAAGCCUUCUCCACCUGUACCUCCCAUAUAACUUCGGUGUCCAUAUUUUAUGGAACGAUUCUAUUCAUAUACCUACAACCUGCCUUCAGUUCUUCCCAGCAGCAAGACCAGGUGGCUUCAGUGUUCUAUACUUUGGUGAUCCCCAUGCUCAACCCCCUGAUCUACAGCCUGAGAAAUAAGGAGGUGAAGGACGCCCUGCGGAGAACGAUGAGAAAAACAUUUUUCCAGUCUCUGUCAUUCCCAUUGCCAUGA